UCUCAAAUUACUCAUCGCAAUUUCUUCAAGGUGGCGGGAGAGGUUGAGAAGCUUGUUGUGAUGUGUCUCUUGGAGUUGACAAAGCUCCAAAUGAGUGGCUUAGGAUACAAGAUGCGCACACAAAUUACCAAGGCGCUCAAGAGCCGCGCCGUUGCCGUGCACCAUGCACUCGAGCAGUACAACAAGCUGGCGGACAAGAUGCAGCCUCUGCGUUCCCACCUCUCAUGGGACAACAUUGUUGACUCAUCGUUUCUAGCUGAGUUCUCCCUGCUUUGUGAAACAAAUCCCAACAUUUUGUCCAAGCGCUGGGCUGAUCCAGCCCGCCGUGUGCUGGCGGUGCAGCAUUUUGAGAUGUGCCGCGCCAAGGAGGAGAUUGUGCGGUGUAACAUAGAAAUUCUGCACUUACUCACCAAAAUCCACGAUGACCAGGUUGAUAUGCUACAAGCCAUCAAGACCGUCAAGGCUACCAAUCCAGCGCUGGCAGCAGAGAUGGAAAAGUGGUGGCGCUACCUCCGCCGCGUAAAC
Coniophora puteana RWD-64-598 SS2 is the source of this 525-nucleotide messenger RNA. RefSeq lists its product as uncharacterized. The record is from RefSeq and is a predicted model, not a curated record. The annotation marks the transcript as partial. The transcript has 2 exons. NCBI's taxonomy places the organism in Eukaryota, Fungi, Basidiomycota, Agaricomycetes, Boletales, Coniophoraceae.